Molecule: messenger RNA, 5259 nt
Organism: Amoebophrya sp. A120
Lineage: Eukaryota; Dinophyceae; Syndiniales; Amoebophryaceae
Source: the annotation of a GenBank genome assembly
GUUCACUGUUGUUCGUCAAAUAAAUUCGAAGCGGAACGAAAGAAGUGUGCAAUUUUAUGUCCUGCACUACCAGGCGAGGGGCGCAAUAUUUGAACCGAGCUUGCGCAAAAAUUGUCGAAAUAUCGUUGUCAUCGGUGUGACGUUCGCUAUAUCGUCGUCGUCUUGCACGUUUUCAGCGCGACUGUCAUAUGCAGAGCCCCCCGCCAUGGAUGAGGUUGCUUUUUCCGAUCGUCCUGGUUGCGUACUUCGGAGUUGAGUCGCAAUGGCGGGGAAGCAAUUGCCGCCAGGAGACAACUUUCGACCAGCAUCCACCCAGCAUCUUGUUGCGAAGAAGCAGGAGCGUCCGGACGUUAGCGCCUACAGAAGGAGGCUUUGUUUUGUUCGACUCGCCUCGGAAAAAAGCUGGAACUGCAGGAGCUUCGCAAGUGGUUCAGAGGGCGAAGCACGCGGAGCUGGAUGAGAGCUCAAGACAGGCGGAAAAAGCUGGAGCAGCUGGGACUAAAGUGGACUCUCCAGAAGCGAAAAGCGAUGGCGUGGGCAAGACCGGGUCAUCUGCUUCCAUUGAGGAAAGAACGAAGGCCGCAGUCGAGGAGAAAGAUGAGCUUGCCGAGAAAAAUAAAUCUAGUCUGGAUAGUACACGCACAGCUGCAGCUACUGCCAUACCGGUUGUACAUCGACGGUCCGGGGUUGCGUCUUCUCUACGAAAGAUGAAGGGAAAGGGUAUCUACGACAAGUUCCCGGCGCACUUUGAGGUUACCAGCUACGACUCGUUUCACCGUUCCGCGUCCACGUCACGAAAAGCCACAGACGACGGCGUGCAGGAAAAAAAAGUGUCCUUCGGCAUCGUUUUUCCGUUCCACGGGACGAGAAAGCGGGUGGCCGUCGCUCAGAAAGCAUGGAUGAGCCUGGAACGCGCGAUGCGGUACGCGGCCAUGCGCAACCCGACGUGGACGUUCGAUGUGGUGCUUGUGGACGACACGCAGGAAAGCCACUCGGAACCGGACUACCUCCAGUCAGACUCUCUAAAGGACGAUUACGGGGUGCGUGAGGGUCUGGAAGCGCACAACCUCUUCAGCGCGGUGGAACCAGCAUCUACUUCCGGAAGUGCGGCGGCCCCGAUUCAGCCGUGGCGCGCUGCAAGCGAAACGAUCAGGACGCUUUUCCGCCUGUUUCCCGGGAACGAGAAGGUUCGCGCCACGAUGUACACGACCAUGCCAUUGCUGAAGCUGAAAAAGAGCAAGGCGAAACCGAAAGCCGCACCACCGCCCGCCCCUGCUGCAGUUCCGGGCCCACUGCCGGUAACAAGUGUAGCUCUGAUCAUUUUUCCUCUGGUCACUUGACAAUUCUAUUCACCAGCCUAUCACGAGUAAGAGAUUUUCGGUCGAACUCUCAUGGAUUUCAGGACUCACUUGCCUGAUCAGGUCAGGUUUCCAUCGUGGCGUAAAAUUUUGCACCAAUCAGGUGGUGGGAGUCGCAAGGAAACCAGCAAGGAGGCAGCUCACCGAGGACGAUGAGGCUCCGGUGUUCAAGCAGGCACACAGUGCCCCCUCGAACGUAGUCAUUCGUCCGCGUGCACCAGGAGUACCAUCCGCGGGCAGCCAUCCCGCUGCGAUGGCGGCCGCGGCCCCAAGUGCGAAACCUGUUGUGCGAGUGGUGCAUCCCAAAGAGCUGGCGGGCACCGUCCCGACGAUUGUGCAGCGCACUACGAGCAGGAACCACGAUGCCAAGGUAGUCCUAACGCCUACCCCAAUGGUCGCAGCGACGGCACCGAGCACAAGACCCCCUCAGUCCAGCAGCCCCGCGGCUUCGCACACAACUACCGUUCUUUCCGCGUCGGAAAUCGAUGAGAAGCUUGGGACGGCUUUGCGCUCGGAUCAACACACAACGGCGCCUCCGGUUGUAGGGGUUGCUAUCACGUCGACCACAACGCUCGAACCCACGACGACCGCGGCACCCACGACCACCACGCCCGCGCCUGCCACUUUGAUCCCGCCCCCGGAUCCGAAUGAACCGGGUGCAAAGCACGUGGUCUGGGAAACGCAGGACGACGACUUGGCGGAGGAACAAAGAGUAGCCGACCUUGCCUACCACAGCGCCGCAAUACAGGUGGUGCUCGCGACGCGUUCGCAGUCUUGCGACUGGCCAUCCCCCACGGACAGCACGGUCCCAGAGGAGGCAAUAAAAAGUAAGACGGAAGCACCCCUGGCCGAAGUUACGGCUGAGCUGAAGCGUACCCCCGGGAGCGACACUCUUCAAGUUGUUCCCGCGAGCGAAACAACCACUGCUGCACCCGCGGUGGCUACUACUGUCGCCCCUGGGCCUGCCGUUGUAGCUGCGGGAACAACUACCGUGACGCCGCCCGGUGCUCCGGCUCCAAAGAGGCGGAUGCAGAACGACUUCGUGGGGCUGUAUGACCUGAUGGAAUCAUUUGCUUCCCCUCCAAUUAUGGCAACACCGACAACAUCAAACAGCUCUAGUCCCGGAACUCAUCAGCCUGCGCUCGUUUUGGAAGCAGAAAUGCUAGAGAAAUUUUGGAAUUGGAACAGCAGCGACACAAGAACAGAGGGAGUUUCGGAACCAACGGCACCGGCUCCAGUCUCGCCACCUUCCGGUGAUGUCUCGGCGCUACCUCUUGCUGCUUCAAUCGGGUCCGUAGUCGCUGCAUUUGUCGGAAUUGUAAGGACCGCUUUCGAGGCGUUAGGAAAUCUGUUCGACCACUUCGAGGACCAUUCUCCGUCGAUUUCGCAGUCGGAGACGAAGGGAAAUAGCUCCAGUACUACUCGUACCGCACCCGCUGGCAGUAACACCGCGAAUGGUGCACUAGCGCUCGCGUCGCUUCUCGAAGACAGAACAACUGAUGGUUCUUUUGGGUCCUCCCCAGAACCGCCCCGGCGUCGCCUCGUCCCCACGAAUGCCGUCGCGGGGCCCGGAGUAACGGUAGAGGAGAACUAUCAAAUCAAAUCUGCGGUACUGAGCAAUAGCCAGAAGAUCGCGGUGUGUCAGGAACGAAGUCUAGUCCUCCUAAAGGCAGAAGACUUGAACGCCUGGGAUGCUGCCCGCGUUGGCAGCACGAAGCCCCCCCGUACGCGGCAGUACUCGCGGCGGCUACUGCCGACCGGCUCCGGGUUGCAGCAAAGCGCGAAACCUGCAAUUUUCGAAAACGCUGCGGCGCUCUACAUGGGCAGUCCGACCGAGUCCCCCCCGCCCGAGUCCAUAGCGAAUCACCGCCUCGUUGAGCUGAGGCCGCGCGUUUUGCUGUUCACGAACGAGACCGCAAAGCUUCCGGGCAGAAAAACCUCUCCGCACCAUCGUGGAACAAAAGACCCCAGUAGAGGGCCAGAAAGUAAUCAGGAUUUGGAUCUGUCUGUGCGCCUGCACGUCUGCCUCCCACGCGCAGGUUGCUCGGUUUCCGGCAGCAUUUCUUCGCAUUUGCGCAACGGGUUCAAAACCCUACUGUUCGGGUCCAGUGAAAAAUUGGGACGGAAGCGCGCGCUGUACACGAAACACAUUGCCGAGGAUAGCAGCGGGAGAGACCUGAUGGCGUCUCUGGAUAAAGAAUACGUGGAGACGCAGGGCGAGUAUCUACGCAGUUACCAGGAGCAAGAAGAUCGGAUUGAAAAUGCGAAGGCGAUUGGAGGUAAGAGCGAUAAUCCAGAUGCUGGGUCGACGAAACCUUCGGAAGUUAAGCAAAAUAACGGAGCAGGAGAACAAGAUAGUAACACAAAGCCCGGGAUGGCACUUUACUAUCGGGAUGAGACAGAUUUGGAUUUCAUUCUGAAUUUGGACUCGGAUCUGCUGGUGGAUAAGGAGUAUUUCGUCAAUUUGGAACGGCAGUUUUAUUUCCAGAAGCUUCUGUUCCCGGACAUUUUCGGCAAGGAGAAAAAGGCAGCAAUAGAGAAGGACAAGAAGAACCAAAAGGAAGCCAAGAAACUGAAGCUCGAGGAGGACACGGCGAUUGCGCGGAUCCAGCGGGAACAGGCCCAGAAAGCCCGCAUCGAAGAAAACGCGAAGCGCAUCGUGCAAGCGCAGAAGGAGGCUGCGGAGCUAGCAAGGCAAAAGAAUGCACACAUGAACGCGGUGGUCGUCGUGCAAGGUCCGUCCGGGAAGAAAGUGGCAAGUGUGACGCGAACUAGACCGCAACGAAACCGACGGGCACUGAGUGAAAAGGAAGCAGCACCUGCAGCUGAGACCAAUGCCACUGCUCCGGCGGCGGCACCUGUCGUAGAGACGAAGGCAAGUAGAUCUUUGCAAGGCACUGCCAACGACGACCCAAUACCGCACCACGAGCUGCCGUAUCACCUGCAGCCGAAGACCCGCGCGCCGGAGGAUCAUGCCCCUGUGGGCGAAGCACCGGACAACUCAUCCGAGUUCUCAGCCGAGGAAGCUAGCGAGAUGGAGCGCAGGGGGGAGCUUCUUAUGGCCCGCGAAGCGGACAAAACGUACUACGGCACGAUCUUCAGCACAUACGUCAGCAGCUUCCACGGCAUCUUCGGUGGGGCGUCCUACGCGUUUGAUCUGCGGACGUAUGAGAUCUGUUUGCGUGCCUCGAUGAACACGCGUUUUCUGGAGCGGUACGUCACCAGGCUCGACUACCUGCACAACCGCUGGGUCAAAAAGCGUCUGGCCAUGAAGAAGCGCGUCCCACUGAGACUACGGACUCGCGUUCUCCCCGGCUCGAAGCCGACGCUGCCUUGGGAUUCAGCGCUCAUGGAGCGAUGCGAGGAAAGCAAGGCUCAUCUCCACGGGGCGCGCAACCGAACCACCGGCACGCAGGCCUCCUGGACCUAUCACGUGUACAGCAACGAGGGCCUACACCCGGAGAACGAGGAGCGGCCGGCUGAUUUUCAAGGGGCGGACUGGUUCAACAUCGCCCUUGCGACGCAGCCGGUUGAGACGCACAGUUUCCCCUUUCUGUGAUUCGCAUGAAGAAGAGGCAACCUACUUCUGCUGUAUUGGCCCAUCACCAUCAUGGGUUGUUGCCCGUGAUGCUUUUCAUUUUUGCAAUUUCGAAUGGAGCGCGACCUGUCCCUGCGUGAUGCGCAAUCUAUUCUGUUUGCAAACAUACGACCUCUUUUACGCAGUCGAUGCCGCGCCUGGUACAAAUAGGCAGAGAAAGAAGUGUACACGAAUUGCUGCCACACGACUCCGGACGCCUCGAGCGCAUCAACACCAAGAAAGUCACAGUCUCUCACUUUAACCUGCGUUUGCAGCGCUUGUAGUUCCAAACAACAACAAGUUCGUUAUUGACGCACUCGAUGC